This is a messenger RNA of Apis florea (little honeybee), 1779 nucleotides long. Its product is annotated as phospholipase A1 member A. Gene Ontology annotation, biological process: lipid catabolic process. Lineage: Eukaryota; Metazoa; Arthropoda; Insecta; Hymenoptera; Apidae. Gene Ontology annotation, molecular function: lipase activity; serine hydrolase activity. The record is from RefSeq and is a predicted model, not a curated record.
UUGAUAACCUCUUCAAACAUAUUUUUCUUCAUUGCUUUGAAAUCGAAAUCAUAGAUAUCUACAAAAUUUUGAUUUUAUUAAUAUGGAACAGUAUAUUAUAAUAUAAUAUUUUGAAUUAAAAUGUAAUAUUUAUUCGUGGUGAUCUAUUCGUGAUUUUUCUGAAUAUAGAAAAGUAUAUUUAUUAAAUAGAUCAUCAUUGGAAAUACUAAAUAUGAAAUAAACUGAUACAGAACUUAUCUUUAACAACGAACAAUUAAUAUAAUCUAUAUUCAAUGAAACUCGAUUAAUAGAUUCGAACACAAUACAAAAAUAGUAGUAUAAAGCAAGUGAUAAAUUAAUCGACUAUUAAUCGAGUUAAAUCGAGUAUAAUCGAUUCAUAGUUUUCAUUGAAAUCGCCACUAGAAUGCGCUCUUGAAGUUUAGAUAAUUUACGCGUGAUGUACAGUGAAUGUUGUGUUUGAAGAGGUUACACAGUUUAGCUAUCACAAUAUAGAAAUUCGUGAAUAUGUCGGUAUGUUACUCGAGGUUUCUUGUGAAUGUUGAAAUGUUUCUUGAAAAUGGUGUAUAGACGCUAUCGAGAUCCUGGAGUUUUUUUAGAACAAUGGUGCCACGGUUCGGAUACAUCGAGUUCUACUAUUAUGUAAGAGCGGAAACAACGUUUAAGGAUCUAUUUAACAGUACCUCGUGUGCAAAACCACCCUAUGAAUGUCCACAUCCACAGAUUGAAUUUUAUUUGUAUACCAGAGAAACACAGAAGAAACCUUUACGCAUAGACGUUCGUAAAUUUGAUUCACUUUAUUAUUCCAAAUUUAAUAAGUCGCAUCCUACGAAAAUCAUUAUUCACGGUUUUGGAGGAGGAAGGAAUUUAAUACCAAGUCCGGAUCUUCGAAAAGCAUAUUUCACGCGAGGCAAUUACAAUAUUAUAAUCGUCGAUUAUGGUACGUUAGUACGCGAGCCCUGUUUGUCGCAAAUACAAUGGGGCCCAGAUUUCUGUUCACGAUGUAUUGCUCAAUUGGUAAGGUACUUGAGGGAUCAUCCUCGAGGAACAAGGGUGGAGAACAUACAUGUACUUGGAUACAGCGUGGGCGCACAUAUAGCUGGACUGAUAGCGAAUUAUUUGCCCGAUGAUAAGCUUGGAAGAAUUACAGGACUCGAUCCCACGAUAUUUUUCUACAUGAAUGGAAAUCGAUCGAUGGAUUUGGACGAGACGGACGCGCAUUUCGUCGAUGUAAUUCACACUGGUGCUGGAAUUUUGGGUCAAUGGGGACCAACCGGUCAUGCAGAUUUUUAUGUGAACGGAGGCUCCAGCCAACCCGGAUGCGCGACAUAUUCCUUACUCCAGACGCUGUCGUGCGAUCACACAAAAGUGACGCCUUAUUACAUAGAAUCAAUCACGACGAAAGUAGGAUUCUGGGCAGCCCCGUGCGGAAAUCUUUUUUCCUACCUGAUCGGCUGGUGCAACCCGAAAUUCGAGGAAUACAUACUGAUGGGAGAAGACGCUCCACAUACAGCACGAGGCAUCUACUAUCUCUCAACAAACGCACACAAACCAUACGCCCGCGGCCUUCCCGUAAAAAACCAACGAACGACAAAUCGGAAACGAUCGUCCUCCCACCAGUAUUGAGCUUAUUGAAGCAACUAAUUAAUAUAAUUAUAGAAUAAUUGCAGUACAAGUAUUUGUUAUUUUUGUAUGGAUUGUACGGCGUGUUACGUUUGAAUCUGUUGUUUCUUUAUAUAUUUUUUAAUUAAUAUUUACGUAAUAAACUAUUUUGCUAGGCAA